GAGGCAGAGCCAGAGGAGGAGCCAGAAGAAGAACCGCAGGAGGAGGAUGGAGGAGGACAUCCACAUGAAGAGGAUGGAGAAGGAUCUCCUGGAGUUGCAGAGUCUGAUUGAUGUCCACUUUGACCAGAGGAAGAAGGAGGAGGAGGAGCUCAUUGGGCUGAAAGACCGAAUUGAGAAGCGUCGGUUUGAGAGGGCAGAGGUGCAGCGAGUUCAAGCGGAGAAGGAGCGGGACCGGCAGAACAGGAUUGCGGAAGAACGGCAGAGAAAGGAAGAUGAGGAGGCUAAAAAGAAGAACGAUGACGAGGCCAAGAAGAAGAAGGUUCUUUCCAACAUGGGGGCCAACUUUGGGGGCUUCCUGCAAAAGCGGAGCAUCGUGGGAGGGGGAAGCGUCUAAUGGGGAGAGAGAUCAAGAAGAAGACCUUGGUUGAGAGAUGACCCACACUGGAGAUCGACACCCUGAGAGAGGGCGCCCUGAAGUCAGUCCUGGCCGAUCACACACGCCUCCCCAAGCCAAAUGCACAUGGGCCUAAAUCUUCCUCACACCACCACAUCAGAGUUUUCUACAAUUCAUGUCCAAAGCCCACCCACCUGGCUACCAACUGUGUUGCUAUGUUUACCAGCUGACCCCCUCCCACCUUCUCUUGGUCUCCCAGGCAACGAGCUUAGGAGAUGUGGAACUGGAUCUACACGCUGGAGUCGGAUAAGUUUGACUUCAUUGAUCACACGAAGAAACAGAAAUAUCAGGUGGGAAGACCUGGACAUGUACCAAAGGCCGAAUCCAUAGAUGUUUAGGCUUGUGUGUGAGCGACUGUGUACAUCUGUUGUGUAGUAUUCGUGUAAUCACUGAUGCAAUGUGACAACUUUAGAGGGAACAAGAAAGGAGGGAGAUCCCACCAUCCCCUCUUCCCUCUUUCCUCUCUUUUUAUGGCCCCCCUCUUCUUUUGCAUGUCCUAGUGUGUUAUUGAAAAAUACAAGUUAUAAUAAUGUAAUGUAAUAUUAUACAAGUUAUAAUAAUGUAUUGAUAAUAAAAUUGUGUAC
Messenger RNA from Oncorhynchus gorbuscha (pink salmon), 1038 nucleotides. RefSeq names its product troponin T, slow skeletal muscle-like. Gene Ontology annotation, biological process: slow-twitch skeletal muscle fiber contraction; sarcomere organization; regulation of muscle contraction. The transcript has 5 exons. The record is from RefSeq and is a predicted model, not a curated record. The coding region runs from base 47 to 394 and encodes 115 amino acids. Gene Ontology annotation, cellular component: troponin complex. Gene Ontology annotation, molecular function: tropomyosin binding; troponin T binding. NCBI's taxonomy places the organism in Eukaryota, Metazoa, Chordata, Actinopteri, Salmoniformes, Salmonidae.